UCGCUUGGCAUCAGACUGGUGUGUGUGCCGACCUUGUUCCAGCGACGAGCUACCCGAAAGCCAGCUGUUUGCAGCGCAUACAUUUCAGGCUAAAGCCAGCGGUCCGGCACGCAUUUUACCCCCCUCUUUUUCCAGGGCUGCGGUAGUCGCCUUGUGUUUUACCGUCAAAAUGAGUCAGGAUGUGAUGGGGUGCUGCCCUGCUAUCGCUAGCUAGGCGGACAAAUUCCUUCAACCAACUCGCUGUUUCAAUCACUGCGGGUUGACACAACAUUAGCCGAGGCGUUGUUAAGUGAGCUAGCGGGCUAGCAAGGCUGCUACCGUAGCCGUUACGUGUGAGUUAGCCAACGUUAGCUAAUGUAGUUAGUUAGAAAACGGGACGCAUCGCUGCGGCGUAGAUAGUGCAAUAACGGUUAUUAGCUUACUAGCUACGGACUACUACUUUUUUCCCCUAGCGUCAGUUAGCUAGCUAACGUUGGUGAGACUGCACAGAAAUCAACUGUUACGGGUUUGGAUGUCGCGACACUGCAGUUUUGAACCACUUUUGGCGGAUUGUGAGGACAGAAUUGGACAGAAAAAGACAAGCUAGACUCGGAGCACCAGGUGACAAGAGGGGGUUAAUGAUAUAAACCAGGUGUUAAGUGGCUAAUCUGCGGCGGUUGCAGUCAUUUUUGACAUUAGCUGUUUUAAGGCAGAGCAUCUCGGGGAGGCCCCGCCACCAACGUCUCUUGACUCCCUCCUCCCCCCUGUCCGAAUCUCCCGUGAUUUGCCGAGAUCACCCGGGUGAAGUCGCAGUCGCUCUCGGCUGGGGGGACAACUUGACAACGAGGCCCCUAGCUAGUCUCCCCUCCCCCAGUCCCGGUCCAUCCAUCCUCUCCAGCCCGACAGACCCGCCUCAUCUCGCCCGAGAUCGACGCGAGGGCCGGGGAAUUCGGGGAGAAGCUGAAACCGUGUGUCGGGUCCCGUCUUAACCGGGCUGCCAAAACCAGAGGGGAUGACUCUGGAGUCCAUGAUGGCUUGCUGCCUGAGCGAAGAGGCGAAGGAGUCGAAACGAAUCAAUGCAGAAAUUGACAAACAACUCCGCCGAGAUAAGCGAGACUCCAGGAGAGAGCUGAAAUUACUUCUCCUCGGUACGGGAGAAAGCGGCAAGAGCACCUUCAUCAAGCAGAUGAGGAUCAUCCAUGGAGCUGGGUACUCAGACGAAGACAAGAGAGGCUUCAUCCGGCUUGUUUACCAAAACAUCUUCACGUCCAUGCAGGCCAUGAUCCGCGCCACUGAGACCCUUAAGAUCCCCUACAAAUUUGAGCAGAAUCGGUCUAACGCGAUGCUCGUGAAGGAGGUGGACAUCGAGAAGAUCAACGGGUUCGACUACCCUUACAUUGCAGCUAUCAAAAGCCUGUGGGCCGACCCUGGGAUCCAGGAGGCCUACGACCGCCGCAGAGAGUACCAGCUCUCUGACUCCACUAAAUAUUACCUUAGCGAUAUAGACCGUGUGACUGCGGAGGGAUACGUUCCCACCCAGCAGGAUGUGCUGAGGGUCCGUGUUCCCACCACGGGUAUAAUAGAGUACCCGUUUGACCUGGAGAACGUCAUCUUCAGGAUGGUGGAUGUAGGAGGUCAGAGGUCAGAGAGGAGGAAGUGGAUUCACUGCUUUGAGAACGUCACCUCCAUUAUGUUCCUCGUGGCGCUGAGCGAGUACGACCAGGUCCUGGUGGAGUCCGACAACGAGAACCGCAUGGAGGAGAGUAAAGCUCUGUUCAGGACUAUCAUUACCUACCCCUGGUUUCAAAACUCCUCCGUCAUCCUCUUCCUCAACAAGAAGGACCUGCUAGAGGAGAAGAUCUCCUACUCACACUUGGUGGACUAUUUCCCAGAGUUUGACGGUCCCCAGAGAGAUGCACAGGCAGCGCGGGAGUUUAUCCUCAAGAUGUUUGUGGACUUAAACCCAGACAGCGACAAGAUCAUCUACUCUCACUUUACUUGUGCCACGGACACUGAGAACAUCCGCUUUGUGUUUGCAGCUGUCAAAGACACCAUCCUACAGCUCAAUCUCAAAGAGUACAAUCUGGUGUGAGGGCCCACGUACGACGCACAUCUCCCCCCACCACACCCCCCCACCCCCACCCCAUUGCACAAAUGCACACCUCUGUGGGAGUGUGCGCUCAAGUUCACAUGCAUCACACAGCACACCAUGCCGGUUCAUACACACAGACACACACACACACACAGACAGACAGACACACACACACACCAACAGAACCCUUCCUUUUUUUUCCUCCAGUACAACACAUUCACAAAUCCUCCCACCUGCAAACGCCGCCCCUCCUCUUUCACCAAAGCUCGCCCUCUUCCUCCGUCGCUCGGCAGCUUGUUGUGUCAGAGUCCCUCGCUCCUCCCCGAAGCUGCUGCGUGUGUCAGAUUUGGCCCCGGCUGUUGGCUCUGGCACACUUCAUCUGGCACACAAACCUUUCACACGGGCUGUACAGUGACUGAAGGGGACUUUGGUGUUUGUGUGUGUGUGGUACGUGUGUGUGUGUGUGUGUGUGUGUGUGUGUGUGUGUGUGCGUGCGCGUGUAUUUGGGGCAGCAUUGACUAGCGAGGAGCUGUGUUUUGGUGAAUAGCGGCAUCAAACCCCUUUGGCCCUCUGGAGUUAACCCUCAGUGGUGUGAGAUCAGAGCCUCCGUCGUGUCCUUGCUGAGCUCCUGUGGGUGUGGAAGGAAGGAAGAACCAGCGAGUGGCAUCGUGCUGCUCGGGACAGAGCGACUUGGACAGGAAGUGAGGUCGCACACUGGACACAAGGGGGACGGGGCCGAGGAUUCUAUCUCCACCUUGCAUCUAUGAAUGUACCCACCAGUGUGAGCAUCGCAAUUGCAAAAAAAAAGAAGAAAAAAAAUAGAAAUAUAUAUUAUGAAGUAAAUGCAUAUGUAAACACACUUAAGACAAAAAGCACGAGAGGGCAAGACAUAGCUAAUCAAAUCUGUUCAUUGCUGAGAUUUUUUAAAUGUUUUUAAUGAUAGAAAUUUGUUGCUACGUCUACUUCUAUUUAACGAAUAAUGGCUAAACGGAAUGGUGAUAAGAAGUCGUAAGAAAACUUUUGCAAAACAAAAGACAUCUAAAAAAAGAAGCAACGAGAAAUUUACUUGACGUAAGUAUCCUUUAAAGAUUUCUGUGGGAUUUGUUUUUUAUGUUUAAGUUAAUCACAUCGCUUCCCUCCUCCAGAUGUUUUCUGUAUGGAUUCACAGGGACAAUCUUCCAUGUGACACCCCACCCCCCCACCCCCCCCAUCCCCCCACUGACACACACCCCACACCCUUAUUACACAACACUAGUAGCAGGUGACAGGACCCUGCUUUCGACGCAGGCGCGGAGGGGAGCGUGAUGUCAUCAGCCCACAGAGCACACCUGCAGCUCGGGGCUGCGAGUAGCUUAUUCAACAAAAUAAAAGCUGUAAAUGAAACACGCCCACAUCCCCCGGGAGUGUGAAUGGAAUCCAUGUGGUAACAUCUCCGACGACGUCAUACCUGCGUCACUCAGCCGUCCAAUCAGACACACCUCCUGACGGUGACACAGUCAUCACACCAGGAUGUGCUUCUGUUUACUUUUUUUUUUUUCCUUUUUUUACUGUAUAGUCACUUUGUUUAUAUAAAGAUUGCUCGCUGUCGAGUGGUGAGAGGAAGGGGAGGGGAGGGGGGGGCUAUGAACCUUUCACAGAAAACGCACUCUAAAGUCUGCAAACGUCGUUUGUGUAUAUUCGUUUGUAAAUACAUAUACACAAAACACUCCUGUACAAAAACGCUCUGUGGUACACCAUCUUUGGCAAAAAACAAACAAGAAAAAAACAAAAAAAAAAGUAUCAACUUCUUCAUUAGCAUACAGUUUUUCCUAUGAAUUUAUGGUAGUAGUGAUACUGUGAUUAUGGAUUUUGUUCACUUGAUUAAUAGGACUACACAGAGCUGAGCGUCGUCAAGGAGCAAUAGUCAGAGAAAAGAGGCUCCUCCCAACCAGCCUCACGACUCCACACUACUGCUACAGCUCUGGCUCCGGAGUAUACUAACUAGGGCUGGUAAAAAUCUUCACAGUACGGUGACGAGAUGAUUUUAAGAGUAAUUAAAGAUUUUUUUUAUUUAUCUAAUUUAUGGACCAGGUUUGAAGGUGUUGAUAAUUUGACUGCUUUUGAUUCUGUCAUGUUGAAGUGCUCCUUUUCUCAUGGCGGAGCCUACUUGAGUCUGAACUGCUGUAAAAAAAAACAACAACAAAAAAAUAACAAAACAAAAAAAAAACGAAUGUCUGGUAUAGUAAGGACUUUAUCUCUGCUUUAUAUUUCUUAUUGAGACAUUUCCAGUUGUACUUCGCCAUCACAUCUCCAUCCAUGAUAAUACUGUUUGGUUUUCUUUAGGAGCCCUCACAUCUGUUUUGUUUGAUUUUAAAAAGAGAAAAAAAAAGAAACUUGUAUUUCCUCUCGGUUUAUAGACGCAGCGCUGUAACGCAUACCUAGAAAAAAUGUACAGUACGAACGUAGGUGGAACUUUUUUUAUCAGUGAUUGAAGACCCACGCGGUCCAUGCUUGCUGUUUGUAAUUUAACACAAAAAUUCUGUUGUCGGUUUUUUGCAUCGUUAAUUUCCGGUUUUUUGAGGCUUGCUUUGAUAGUGCCAGUGAAGUGCAGAUAUACUUUUUUGGUCUUUGACCUUUUCUACAGGUGACUUAUCCUUCAUCGUCAUUAAGGGCUAUCACAGUGCAUCAGGCAUCAGACAGCGGGGAGUGGAGUACAGGACCACAGUGAACCAAGUCAUCCACUACUAAUCCUUGUUUCUAAAUGGAGAUUACUCGCAGUACGUGUUAUAAGAAGUAUAGGCAGGGUGUUAAUGCAAACAUAAGGUGUGUGUGUAGAAAGUUUACCGACACUAAACAGUUUCCUUUAUGUGUUUCGUUAUGUAUCUGGCCCUUUGGUGAACUAAGUGGACCCAGUAUCCAGCUCUCUGACCUUCACUAUUUGUGUGGUAUCACAGUGUUACCUGUAAUACCUCGUGCAGUAGAGAAACUCCAAUCACUAAAGACACUACUACCAGGACAAGUAUUGCAUGCUUCCCCCAAGUAUUUUGACUUAAUGACCAUGCUUGUGGCUUUGCAUGUUUUAACCCAUUAACUACAAAUAUAAUACUAUAGUGCUGAAUUUCUUCAAAUUGAUUUCCUACUUGUGCAGCUAUUGGUUUCCGUUCAUGUGUAAGGUUUAUAAAGUACCCUGCAGACUCAAAACUUGAUUCUGAGAGAGAAUCUAUACCACAGUUGACUUGCAAUCGAAGAUGCUCUGACCAACCAAGGCCCCGUCUACACGUAUACAGAUCUUUUUUAAAGCGGAUAUUUUCACACGACAUCCUUUUACAAAAUAUCUCAGUCCACGCUGGGACGCAAAAACGACCCUAAAUGCUCGCUCACGUUAGCCACCUUCAGUCUCCUCUCGUCACACACAAGUAGCUAAGUGUACAGGCUAACGUUAGCUUUUUCAAAACACCUCGUCUCUGUUAAUUCCCCUUAAAUAUAAGGAUGAAGGAGCUCAUGCUAAGACACAUGAUGUUUUGGACAUGCAGGUUUCAUCGGCAACAAUCCUACUCUCGAAUUUGUCUCACCGUCUCCUGGUUCGACUGGGUCAAAUCCAAAACUACCGUUUUUGGCCAUCUUUGAACCACGCACGCUGAGGUGGAGCAAAUAACAUUGGGCGCAGCAGACUCCGCCUCCCGUAUUCCAUGGUCACUAAGUUUAAGUGUCAUUAGACCAAGCAGUGCGAACAAAACGGUAGUUCGAUGUAUGUCGUUUGUGGUGCACAAAGAAACAACAGGCAUGUGCAAAUUGUCAUUGUCUCCCAAACACACUGUUUUACACGUCGUCAUGGAUACAAAGUACCCGGAACUUUGGAAAAUCUUAACUUGAGAAGUUGUUUUUGAAAACUAACUCCAUUUUAGUGACCUAAAUGAGUGUUUGUGGUGGAUGAGAGGCCAAAACAUACAGGAAAUUAUACAUUUACAGAAACACCUAUACAUGUAGAUACAGAUACUGAAACAGUAUUAAUGCAACACUAGUGUGACCUUUAACCCCCAAAAUGUAAAAACUGAAUACCACACUGUGUCGAAUUUACUGGAAUGAGAAGUGGAUGAAUGUAACUGAUACAGAAACACAAACUUUUCUGACAAACCUAGUUAAUAUGGAUCGUUUCUGUCCUAAUACUCGAUUGCUAAAUAAGGCUCCAUACUGGCACUAAGCGAUCCAGCAUCGUAAAACUAAGAGGAGUUUCCACCAGUCUGUGGUCUUAUCUGCAUUCCCAUGUAACUUUAAGAACACUAAGAUGACUAGAUGUUCACUGUCACCAAUUUAAAACCAGUUUCAUUCCACUCAGAGUUGUUUUUGUUUUUCCCAGAUGAACAGAAACCAAAGGCUGCUAAAAACGACGGAGAAUCAAUUUAAAUACUGAUCACAGUGACAUAAACUUUAAACACAGAGUUAAUGGGGCUAAAAUAUAUACUUUAUUAAAACACCAGUGUGGUCCUUAACUGCCAUUUUGUCUGCUGAAAAAUGACACUAACCUGGAGCGGAAGAAGCAGACGGCCAACCGUUAAGACUGCUGUCAUAAAGAGGAUGCCAGUAUUGGAGUGGAGCGAUAUAACAGUAUGGAUACCCAAGUAUUUAUCAGUAAUCGUGUUACUGCGUGUUGUGUGCAGCUCUAUUUAAUGGUGACGAACCAUGUUGUAUUUUUAAACUUGACACUACAACUCUGGCACAUGGUGAAGGGCUGACUGGCUGUUAGUGUGGGUUUGUUAGUGCGUUAGCGGCCCAGUGUUGCACAGUGUGUUUUUGACACAUUUUAUCUCAGCAUAUAGGAGCUGGAGGAGAGGGAAGGCAAGUCUGUAUGAAGCUUAAAUCUCAUCCUCUCAUUCUUGUCCAUUUCUUGAGUGACGACCAGCGGAAAGACUGGAUCGGUUUUUCACUACAACACUCUUAUUUAUUGCCUUUCAUUGCCUUGAAUAAUGAAAGAUGGUGUUACCGGCCCUUUUAUGGUUACGGAGAAUACUCUGACCUUAUUUGGGCGGCGGUGGUUGUGUGAUUUCCUUUCCUGUGGGCUUUUUAAAAUAAGUGGAAUCGAACUUAUCUUUUGGACAUCAGUGUGGAGUCAGUGCAUAUUCAAAUCUUAAAUCUUGUUCCCUUUUAUUUGUGUUUUUCAUUUCCUGUAUGAUAAAAAAAAAAAAAAAAAACAUUACCGGAACUCUAUUAUUUAGGACCACUUGAUUUAUUUUUCCUCACUCCAAUGAAACCUGAAGGUCAAUUGUGUAGUGGUGUAUAAAAUGCUGUUUUUUUUUUUCUUUAUUUUGUAUGUAAACCAAAUGUAAAUUAUGUAUUAUACUGAGUGUGCCAACCCCACUCUCUCUAGAGCCAGGCUCUCUCUAAGUGCCAACGCUGUGGUCAUCAUCAAAGGACCACCACCUGAGAUGGCCCCCCCCCCCUUUUUAAAUAAAAACACAACAGAGACUAAAAGGAUAGAUGAUUAAGUACACGCAAAGACUUUAUUCUGUAUUUAAGAUUGAAGAUUUAAAAGAUAAUCUGCUGUUUUUUAAGAAACUGUAAUUAUAAUUGCAUGUGCUGUUUAUUUUGUGUUGGAAGUGAGGGCUUUGAUGUUUUCAUUGAAGCAGAGCCCUCGACGAAGGGGGGUUCAAUCGGUUGGUUAUUAUCGAUUUAUUGAUUUACAUAACUCUUGCCAUAUUUUUUUAUGUGUUUCAUGUAUUUGUUUCAACCACUGUUGCCUGAUCCUCAUUCGAACAUGAACAUGACUUAUGAUCAUUGCCGCCUUCUAAGAGAGAAACAUAAUGACAAGGUAUCUGUUUUAAAUUGAAAUAAAUUUGUUCCUAUACUUGC
Messenger RNA from Epinephelus fuscoguttatus (brown-marbled grouper), 7897 nucleotides. It is a transcript of the gene gna11b, whose product is annotated as guanine nucleotide binding protein (G protein), alpha 11b (Gq class). The record is from RefSeq and is a predicted model, not a curated record. Bases 992 to 2071 code for a protein of 359 amino acids. Gene Ontology annotation, molecular function: guanyl nucleotide binding; G-protein beta/gamma-subunit complex binding; G protein-coupled receptor binding. NCBI's taxonomy places the organism in Eukaryota, Metazoa, Chordata, Actinopteri, Perciformes, Serranidae. Gene Ontology annotation, biological process: phospholipase C-activating dopamine receptor signaling pathway; action potential; adenylate cyclase-modulating G protein-coupled receptor signaling pathway. The transcript is spliced from 7 exons. Gene Ontology annotation, cellular component: heterotrimeric G-protein complex.